Ambispora leptoticha is the source of this 1374-nucleotide messenger RNA. Lineage: Eukaryota; Fungi; Glomeromycota; Glomeromycetes; Archaeosporales; Ambisporaceae. The record is from the annotation of a GenBank genome assembly.
AUGACGGUCAUUGAGCGGUUAAAUGCUAAAAAAAUCGAAUUAGAAGAAAGGCUAGCGGGACAAAACCAGCAAUGGGGAAGUCAACGAAAAGAAACAUUACAGCAUAAACUUAAAAAAAUCGAAGAAUUAAUUACUGCUUACCAAUCAACUUCUUCUCCAAUUAAUUUGUCAGAAACUGAGGAAGUGCUUAACCAACAAGUAGGGUUUGCCGAAGAAAAAGAAAAAAUUUUAAAUAGUUUAAAGAUUAAGGAUUAUUGCGAACAAAAAAAUGUUAAAAGAGGACCUCUAAUUUUAUGCCUGCUAGGACCUCCCGGAGUAGGAAAAACUACUUUUUCCCAACUCUUAGCCCAAGCCUUAAAGAAAGAAUUUUUUAUGGUGGCACUAGGAGGAAUGUCGGAUAGUUCUCUACUAUUAGGAGUUAGUGAAAGUUCAUCCGGGACCGAGGUAGGGCAAUUAACUAAGGCCUUAACAGAAACAAAAACUCACGACCCAUUAAUUUUACUCGAUGAAAUUGACAAAGUUAGUUCUUACAAAGGUAAUUCUGCUAUUCAUAGUUGUUUAAAUGCUGUUUUGGAUCCGGUGCAAAAUAAGGAGAUUCCGGAUUAUUAUCUAGAUGUUAAAUUGGACUUUUCCCGGGAUGCCGACGAUUGUCAAAUUACGCGCCUUAAUCAGAAUAAUUUUGAAAUCACUUCCGAAGCCCUCGAAACUUUAAUUAACAAAACUAAGGAGAAAGGUGUUCGACAAUUGGAAAAAGCACUUGAUAACAUUUUUGAUUAUUGUCUUUUGCAGUGGGCUCAGGAGGCAAGCGAGGGAGAACCAGAAAGUAAAAUAGUUAUUGGUUCUGAUUUAAUUCACAAAAUUAUUCCUCAUGAUUUUUAUAAUGUUGACCUGGUAGAUGACCAGGAAAAGGCCUCAAAAAAUAAAGAUGAGAAAAGGGAGUUGGAAAAUUUACGCCGAGAAUUAGCAACCCUACGAGGAGAAAAAAAUAAUCAAACUGAGUUAAAAGCCAUUAGGUUUAAUUCCCUGCUGGUGCUGCGACAAGUUAGAGGACAAUUUACUGAAAAAGAGUAUCAGGAUUAUGAGGGGAGAAUAAAUGCUGCUGCCUCACGGGAAGAAGUUGAGGUAGUUGUUAAGGAAUUUUUACUAAAAACUAAGCAAAAAAAUGCCUCUUCAAAACCUACCAAGGAAAACUGGGACAAAGAAAUUCACGAUGAAUUGACAAGAAAUAAAGACCUAAUCAAGAUUUUGGAGGGAAAAUUUAAACUUUUUGAUGAUGAGAUAAAAAAACUAAAGGGAGAAAUUCAAAGUUCUCGGGAACGAGAAAACAAAGAUAAAACCUUAUUGGUAGUAGUUAUUAUUAUCUCAACAAUUUGA